Cladocopium goreaui is the source of this 450-nucleotide messenger RNA. NCBI's taxonomy places the organism in Eukaryota, Dinophyceae, Suessiales, Symbiodiniaceae. The record is from the annotation of a GenBank genome assembly.
AAGCAGUGGCGAAGGCAAACUCCUCUCCUUCCAAACCUCACAGAUCUGGGCAGCCCUGCCAACAACGGCGCUUCCCGGCAAGUCCAGCUUUUUUCCUGCCAGCAGCAGGAAUAGAUGCGAAGACACAGGCAAGCUCCUUUCCUUCGGAGGCUGCCGCAGGAACCGUUGUGGAGGCACGCUCUUCUCCGUCAGUGGCUACAGCAGGAAAAGUUGUGGAGGCAGCCCUGCCAACGACGGUGUUUCCUCCUACCUGGGCAAGGUAAGCCCGUCUUUUGGUCCCGACGACUGGGCCGGCCAGCUCUGGUACGGUUCUUUGGUUCAGGUUAGCCCGUCUUCUUUCCCCGGCAACGACCGCGUUUGCCAUCUCUCGUGGUUCUUUGGUUCAGGCUUUGGCAUCUCCAAAGAAGCGAGUUCUGCGGCCGCAGCGAGUUACGCUUGCUGGAGUGGUUG